Molecule: messenger RNA, 3191 nt
Organism: Mizuhopecten yessoensis (Yesso scallop)
Lineage: Eukaryota; Metazoa; Mollusca; Bivalvia; Pectinida; Pectinidae
Product: zinc finger protein Xfin-like
Exons: 2
Coding region: 423-3158 (911 amino acids)
Cellular component (GO): nucleus
Source: RefSeq, a predicted model, not a curated record
AGCCGGCCCCACGGCCCUGUAAGUGGGGCUUACACAGUCUUACUGUCUAAAGCAUGUCGGUGUCCCUGUAGCACACAGAUCGAGAAGUACCAGAAAGCCAGCUGGGUUCAAUUUGAAAGGGAGCCAACCAUGUGCUGUACGCGGCAGACAGGCACCGUUCGUGAGCAGACGAUAUCAAUUUUGGGCCUGUGUAUUUCUCGAUCAAGCACUGCUACAGUGUAGCUACUGCAUGAACGCGCAUGCUGGCUAGCGAGCUGACGGUCUGCAUGAUAGGCUUGUCACACACACACGCGUACACAAACAAAAGUUGGGAAAGUUGCAAAGUUUUGCCGGAGCCGACCACAGAAGUGAUAUGUGCUGUGCCUGUUGACGUAUAGUCGUGCUGCCGUUAGGCUACAGUGUUAGAAACUUUCAGUGACACGAUGGACGAUGGGAGAACGAGAUUCAAACAAGAGCCACUAAGUCCCGGUGCAGCGAGCCGUCACGGACAUGAUUUAAUGGCCAUGCAGCAAACUUAUCACCAGGGAGAAGUACUGUCUCGCACUGGAACGCAAUGUGCACUCGACAUGUCUCAGAGUGGAAGGACGGCCACUAUAACCGCCGGCAUGCCAUACAUUCCUGACACUAUGACGGCAUACGCAUUGACGGCUCAUGACGUCACUCCGGCCUACGCCAUACAGGAUCGUAACCUCAUGCUGGGGAUGUACGGAUAUGCUCCCGUUGUAAGCGAGGGCAAGGGGGCUGGCCACGUGGACUUGCUCACAAAUGGAAUGGAAAGUACAGAGGUCAAUGGUUGUAACGGGACAGGGCCUCCGGAGAAGGUCCAACCAAAGUUACGUAACACUGCUCUACCAGGAAUGGGUAAACGCUCGCACCUUCCUAAGAGGUACAAAUGUGCUAUGUGUGCUUAUCGUACCAGAUACAAGUCCGACUUAAACCGCCAUGUUAGAAAACAUGCUGUAGCAACAUUUAACUGUGAGAUCUGCAAUAUGCCAUUUAAAACUAUUGGAAACGUUGAAUUCCACAAACGCAAGGAGCACGCCGAUCUGCUGGUGACUGCAGCUACAACGAGUUCCGGGCCCGGAAAGGACCAGCCGCCAAAGCAUAGCUGUAAACAUUGUGAUUAUAGCACCUCUUACAGUUCCGACCUGACUCGCCACGUUAGAAAGCACUUCUCGUCCAAGUUUCAUUGUAUUUUGUGUAACCGCCCCUUCAUGACGUUCUCGAGUCUGGCCACGCACAAACGUACAGCACACAACACUGGCGAUGUCAUCGAAAGUGAAGGAGAUGGUGGGAUUGCUGAGGACGUGUCCCUGGUUGAAGGCGGGGUCAUAGAAGAGAGCGAGGCCCUGGUAGGAGAAGGUGUCAUCGAAGAUGGUGGGGCAAGUGAUGUAGAUAUGGUAGAGGAGGUUUCAGUGUCAAAAACAGGUGAAGCUCGAGAACGAUCAUGGGGUUUGUCGAUGCAGGAAGUCAAUGGUGACCACAAAGAGAACAAUAUGGUAGUAGAGGAUGAAAACAGACACAUCGCAGAGACGAAUCAUGUCCCUGAAGAGGAAACAAACGUGAACAAAGUUCAGUCAUCACCGUCAAAGGCUUCAAACUCUCCCGACAAUGUCAUUUGUACUAAGUAUACUUGUGAAUACUGUAAUAAGUCUUUUGGGCGAAAACUGGUUUUGGAUUAUCACCUUAAAAAUAUUCACAAGGUUGUUAAGUCUGGACAGGAAGACACCGAUGUGUUUGUCGAAUACCCGGAUGAUGAUUAUGACCUGGCACUGGACAUGUCUAUUCAGGAGCUAGAGAAUGCUACGUCCGAUAGUCUAGCAGACCGUGCUCUUGACGCAAUUGGCAAACUGCGACACCAGUGUCAAUUAUGUGCCUAUGGUACCAACUACAAAAGUACAUUCGACCGGCACGUGCGCAAGCACGACCUGGAAUGUCAUAUAUGUGACGUAUGCCGAAUGCCAUUCAUUACUUUCGGGCACCUCCAGCGACACAUCCGCGACAAUCAUCCCGAACACACUCAGUCAUGCGCCAGGAAGGAACCUGCGGACGGGCAUCAGGAACGCACACCGGUGAGCGCCAGGAAGGAACCUGCAGACGGACGGUCUGUGGUAUAUGAUUUCCUGUCUAACGAUCCCAACACUCGUGGCACAAACCCUUCCUCUCCGUCCCGGUAUAAACUGGAAAGUCCAGCUCUGUCACAGAGUCCCUUCCACUGGAUGACGGCCAACAAACCCUCAGUGCAGUCCUCUGGAAAGGGCGAAACUGGCGAAAGUGUGGGAACAAAAUUUAAUUGGGCCGGUCAGCGACGCGUGUCCAGUGUUGAGGAGGGUGUGACCACCAGCCCCCCGACUAGCGGACGUUACGCAAAGCUUGUGUCGGACUAUGACAGUUUUGCUGAAAAACCAUUUGCUUGUGCCCUGUGUUUUUACAGAACAGGAGACGUGUCAAGUCUCGUGGAACACGCCGAGAAUCACCUUACGGGAUGUAGUUUGUCGUCUGUACCGGACUCUUGUAUGUUUAGAGUGGGUAACUCGAUGUUAAAUGGGGGAGCUGACCUGAAAAGUCAAAUGAGGUGUCCUAUCUUACCAACGUACAGUGUGUAUGCUCCUCCUUUAGCAGGUGAACACAGUCACGAGGAAAGAUCAAGAGGGUUUGCCACGCCCAACGAAAUUGCACAGUCACAAUUCGUGUAUUCUAAUAACACACGUGCUCUUAUGACAAAGAACAUAAAAUCAGGCCAAGGGACGAAAUCUCAAGGUCGAUGUGUGCCAGAAAACCAAGAUCAAGGUCAUCAGAUAUAUUCUCAAGAAAAUAAUUUAACGAUUCCGUACAGACAACAGACAGAGAUAAUGGGACAACAAUCGUCAAACAUUGGUGCUACCAGUGUUACAGUCGCCGACAGCCAGACGAGAAAUGACCGCAUGAUACCGACCUUCUCCGUCCAUUAUAGGAAGGACAAGACAAAUAAAGUGCGCCCUUACCUGUGUCUAUUGUGUCGUAAACGCUUUCGUCAUCUCAUGUUACUGAAACAACACUUUAAAGUGACUCACAGCGAGUCACAGGUCGGCACUCCGCGGUUUUAUACCUGUCGCAUCUGUAAAGAGGUCUUCAACAACCCAAUGUUACUACAGGAACACCACGACAUUAACCACUAGUUACAUGUCCACCACAUCAACCCUUAGUUACAG